Messenger RNA from Haemonchus placei, 900 nucleotides. The record is from the annotation of a GenBank genome assembly. Lineage: Eukaryota; Metazoa; Nematoda; Chromadorea; Rhabditida; Trichostrongylidae.
UGUGCUUCUUCAUACCGAUAUUCAUUAAACUCGUCGCCUGGCAAAUCGUCAGCGUAUGGUAGCUCGUGUAUUUCAUCAUACACGUUUCCUCCGAAGUACACUUGAUGCUUCUCGUCAAGUAUACCAUCAUAAUCAUAAUCCUUGCAAGACAUCUGUUCGAGAUGUUCGUUGGGGGUUGUUUCUGCAUACGUCUGCGUUUCCUUCUCUUCGGCGAGCUUGAGCGUUUCGACAGGCGAGAUCGACUUCAUUAUAGGAAGCGAUUGUGGACCACUACGCCGUUCACAUGAUUUGUUAUUUUGAUAAACUAUGUCGGAAUCUUCUUCAGGAGCAGGUUCUAUCGCUGCCGGCGAGCGCCCAGCAAGCCUUCUAUCUGGUGACGGCUUCGGUGUAGAGUCAAACUUCACCGAAGACUGAUCAACCUGAACAAUGAUAAUAAUAACAACGUAACAAUCUUCUUCGUAGGGGAGGCUCAAUAUGUAACUUACAUUUUUGUUUUGUGAGGAUGGAGGAUUGGCGGGUGGUAAUAACGGUUCUUGAGAAAAGUUUGGCCUUAUGCUUUUAGUCAGAAGGUCCUUCAUUGGUGACGGGGUACCGAGUGGGGUAUUUGUUGGCUGGGUGGCGUCUGAUUGCCACGUUCCCGGGGAAGUGGUCUCCUUUGACAUCGAAGUUCCUGACUUUCGGCGCUUGCGCGCUCUAGUUGGGAUAACUGGUUGGAGACUUGCAACAGAAGGAGAUGCAUCCGCGCUCAACAUAGUGGAAACUCCUGUGAACAUUUGCAUAAAGAAGUCGAUGAAAUAGAAGACGAAGAAUGUAACGAUGAGGGCUGCAAUUAUCGUAGCAGAGUCAAACAUAAGCGUAUCGGUGACGGUGUUCAAGUCAUCAGGAGCUGUUGGGUCGUGA